Trifolium pratense (red clover) is the source of this 2813-nucleotide messenger RNA. RefSeq names its product mitogen-activated protein kinase kinase kinase 7-like. Lineage: Eukaryota; Viridiplantae; Streptophyta; Magnoliopsida; Fabales; Fabaceae. The transcript is spliced from 2 exons. Gene Ontology annotation, molecular function: protein kinase activity; ATP binding. Gene Ontology annotation, biological process: signal transduction; protein phosphorylation. The record is from RefSeq and is a predicted model, not a curated record. Gene Ontology annotation, cellular component: cytoplasm. Bases 34 to 2670 code for a protein of 878 amino acids.
GGUGUGGAUUAUCGACAAUUUGGAAGUGCCGGAAUGGAACAAUUCCGGCAUAUUGGUGAGGUUCUUGGAAGCCUAAAAGCGCUUAUGGUUUUGCGCGAUGAAAUUCAAAUCAACCAACGACAAUGUUGUUUGAUCCACGACAUAUUCAGUCUAGCAUUCGACACAAUCUCAGACGAGAUAAGGCAGAAUCUAAAGCUUGAUGAAAGAGCUACCAAAUGGAAACCUCUUGAAUUUCCUCUCAGAGAGCUUUGCAGGGUUUUCAAAGAAGGUGAACUAUACAUCAAGCAUUGUUUGGAUUCAAAAGAUUGGUGGGGAAAAUCAUUGACACUUUCUCAGAACCGAGAUUGCGUUGAGUUUCACAUUCAUAACUUGCUUUGUUAUUUCCCUGCGGUUAUUGAAGCGAUCGAGAGUGCUGGUGAGAUGUCGGGUUUGGAUCAAGAUGAGAAUUCAAAGAAGAAAGUUAUGCUUGCAAGAAAAUAUGAUGUGGAAUGGAAUGAUCCAAAACUUUUUCAAUGGAGAUUUGGGAAACAGUAUUUGGUUCCAAAAGAGAUUUGCAACCAAAUGGAGAAUGCUUGGAGAGAAGAUAGAUGGAGGCUCAUAGAAUCACUCAAAGAGAAAAAAGGUUCUCCCAAACUCACUUGUUCAAAGAAUGAGCAACAAUUUGCUGAUAUGUUGUUGAAGAAACUAUUGAAUGGUUCAGAAAAAACCAAUAAUAGUAAUAACAAUAAGAUUCUGUGGCCGAUUUCGAUUUUGUUAGGAUCCAAAGAUUACCAAGUGAGGAGAAGAUUGGGAAGGGGAAAGGAAUAUAAGGAAAUUCAAUGGUUAGGACAAAGUUUUGCUUUGAGGAAUUUUGUUGGGGAGAGAGAAGCUUAUGAAAAUGAGAUUUUCAAUUUGUUAUCACUUUCUCACCCUAACAUAUUGCAAUGUCUAUGUGGUUUUUAUGAUGAAGGUAAGAAAGAGUUUUCACUUGUGAUGGAGUUAAUGAACAAAGAUUUAUGGACAUACAUGAAAGAAAAUUGUGGUCCAAGGAGACAGAUUUUGUUCUCUAUACCUGUUGUGGUUGAUCUCAUGCUUCAAAUGGCUAGAGGCAUUGAAUAUCUUCACACCAAAAAAAUUUACCAUGGAAACCUUAAUCCUUGUAAUAUCCUACUAAGAGCAAGAAACUCACAAGAAGGUUAUUUUCAAGCAAAAGUUGUAGGAUUUGGUUUGUCAUCUGUGACGAAUGGUGACAAUAGAACCUCACCAACAAAUAACCCUAUUCUUGAAGAGAUUGACCCUUCAGUUUGGUAUGCACCUGAGGUUUUAACUGAGCUAGAACAAACGAAAAAUGCUUCAACUUAUUGUAAGUACUCAGAGAAAGCCGAUGCAUAUAGUUUCGGUAUGAUAUGUUUUGAGUUGUUGACAGGGAAAGUUCCUUUUGAGGAUAACCAUCUUCAAGGGGAUAGGACUAGCCAAAAUAUCAUAGCAGGCGAAAGACCUUUGUUUCCAUAUCAUUCGCCGAAAUAUCUUGUGAGUUUGAUAAAAAAAUGUUGGCAAACUGAUCCGUCUCAGCGUCCUACUUUCUCGUCUAUUUGUAGGAUUUUGCGCUACACCAAAAAGUUUCUUUCAAUGAACAGUGAGUAUGUUAUGAUCAAUCCUGAAUUCAAUCAGCUUGAACUUCAGAACCCACCUGUAGAUUGUUGUGACCUAGAAGGAAUGUUCUUUAAAAGUUUUCUAAUGGAAAAGACAAGUAACACUGUUUCACAAAUACCUUAUGAAAUGUUUGCUUACAAAGUUGUUGAGAAAGGGAAGAUCAAUAAUCAGAAUCAGAGUAAUACUCCUACUAAAGAUAAGUGCUGUGAGUGUGAGCCAACAAAGGAUGAGGCUAUUGUAUUUGGGGAAGGAAAUGAACAUAGCACAGUUUGUACAGAUGCUAAUGCAUCCAUAAUGGAAGAUCUAACAGCUUAUCCCAAAUCAAUUUUUGUCGACACACAGUCUAGUUCUUCUGAUUCCCCACCAAGGAAGAGUGUUACAAUAAAGACACCAUUAGAAAUGAAGGCAAAGAAAGACCAAGGAACUCGAAAAUUGAAAGCAACAAGAUCAUUACCAUCAUUAUCGGGUCGCAUUUCAAGGACAAAUAAGGUAAAUCUGUCAUCAAUGGCAUCUAGCCCUCUAAGUCCAGGUAAAAGAAGACCUACCAAAUCCUCAUCAGAAUCGGAGCGCAAAGGGAAUCAAUCACCAUUAGUGACAACUUCAAGCACAGUUAGAAGAAAAAUAUAUGAAGGAGGCAAUGUAUCAGAUUCCAAGCCUAGUUUAAAGCUGAAAACAAGAGAUCAAUCACCAUUUAACAGUUUAAAGACAAAAAAAGCACAACUUCCUUUGAAUCCUUCUUCGAGUCCGAUAAGCAUGAGACGCGUCCAAAGUGCUAAUAAUGCCGCUAGUGUGAGGAUGCAAAAAGGGUUCAUUUCAACACCUCCAAUGAGUCCUUCAAGGACAUUCAUAAGCAAAAAAAGUGGUCAUGUUUCAGAUAUGGAUUCUGCGAAGAUACGAGGUAGAUUGUCAGCAUAUGGAUUGAGUCCCUUGAGUCCAUAUGUGAGGAAUAAUAAGACUAAAAGAGAAAGCAUGUCACCAUUUACAAUGUCCCCUUUGAGUCCGUAUGUAAGAGAAACAUGUGGUCAUGUCUCAGAUUAAGGCCUUUUAGCACUGGUGUAAAGAUUCUUUAUAUUCUUUAGCAGUUAUUAGUCCUUAAUUAGAGACUUCAACCAUUUUAAAUCAAACAGAUUUUCUCAGGAUUUUAAAUUAUAUGGGGCAUAUAUUUUUUUAAUGUAAAUUGG